Molecule: messenger RNA, 2997 nt
Organism: Ceutorhynchus assimilis (cabbage seed weevil)
Lineage: Eukaryota; Metazoa; Arthropoda; Insecta; Coleoptera; Curculionidae
Source: the annotation of a GenBank genome assembly
CCAAUUCUAUCGCGGACAAAUUAAAUCACACUAUUUAUUUUUAACUUGUGGCGUCCAAAACAUUUUCUUUGGCCUCCUACCAACUUCUUGGUUGAUAGUAAAAUGGCUUGUAACGACGUUUUAACUAGAUUUCACUUUAUUACAUAGUUUGAUUGCGUAGUUUCGUGAUCGUGAUGACUUUUCAAUUUAUGGUUUUCAUGUUUUGUAAUAUUUGUUUGUGCUUUGCUAAGGAUAAUAUCAGAAUAGGUUUAUUCUUUGAUAAAUACCAAGAAGAAAUCCCUUUCUGGAACAUCAUAACAGAAAACCUAGAAGAAAAUUUGAAACUUAUAUCUAACUUCGAUGGUGGCCCUCCCAUCAACAUUGUACCAGAUAAUGACAUAUUCCAAACUGCAAAACAAUUAUGUUCUUAUGUCAAAGAUUCCAGUCAAGACAGGCUUGUAGCUAUAAUAGGACCGGAAUUACAAAGUGCAUCUUCCAUAAUGGAAGCAAUAUGUUCUCAAUUGAAAGUUCCAUAUAUUCUAACGACAUGGCGUCCUAGGACAUUUCAGGUGAAUCCGAACACUUUAAAUUUAUUCCCGGACCCGGAUUUAUUUUCUAAAGGUCUGGCUCAGAUAAUUCAAUCCUUCGAUUGGCCAGGGUUUGUUGUGCUUUACGAAGACAUCGAUGGAUUAUUGAGGCUUCAAGAGGUCUUGAAAUUGCAGGAGUAUAACGAAGAGAGUAUUAAAAGUCAAGUUAUGAUAGAAAAAUUGGACAUUGAUGGGGACAACAGGCAUAUACUUAAAAGCAUGAAACAUUCUAACCGAAUUAUCUUGGAUUGUCACGUGGAUAGAAUAAUGGAUAUUUUUCGUCAGGCUUCGGAAGUUGGACUCUUAUCGGAUUUUUCUAGGAGCUUUUUCUUAACCUCUUUGGAUGCACACACUUUAGAUUUUGCUCCAUUAAAAACUCAAGCAAACAUUACAACGAUUAGAUUAUUCAAUCCAAUGGAUGAGCAUUUUAAAAAAAUUGCUUAUGAAUAUUUCCCAGAUGUAUUGCCUACGCAAAUUAGGGUGGACAAGGCUCUGAAGUUUGAUGCUAUUACUCUCCUUACAGAAACAAUAAACACGUUAAAAAUCAAAGGGGAGGAAUUCAACCCGCGAGAACUACAAUGUAAUACUUUAGAAGAUACAUUUGAAGAUGAUCUUAAUAUUAUCGAAAACUUGCAGAAAGUUAGACCUAAUGACCUUCUUACAGGUCCAAUUUCGUUUCUAGAUGGAAAACGCAACAAAUUCUUUUUAGAAGUUAUAGAAACAGAUAUGCUGGAAAAGCCGAUAGGAAUAUGGAACUCGGAAAUUCCAGAUAAAGUCUAUUUGACCAGAAACGCGACUGAAAGGCAGGCGGAAUUGCAGAGGAGACUGGAAAGUUAUAAUUUUAUUGUUACCUCCAGGAUUGGUCCACCCUAUUUGUACGAAAACACUAAACCUGAAGCGUAUAAAAACGCAAGAUAUUACGGUUACUCCAUGGACUUGAUCACGGAAGUGGCGAAAAUUAUUAAUAUUAGUUUUGAAUUUAGAAUUACAGCAGACAAUUCGUACGUUAAUCUGGUAGAGGAUUUGGUUGAAAGGAAAGCUGAUUUGGGAAUUUGCGAUUUUACCAUAACUCCGCAAAGAAGAGCCCUUAUUGAUUUUAGCAUGCCGUUUAUGAAUUUGGGUAUUCAAAUCGUACAUAAAGAAAAUACUCAAGAGGAAGUCGACAACCUGUACGCCUUUAUGAGGCCAAUAAAUUGGAAAGUUUGGUUUUACAUUUGGGUUUUAUGUAUAGCCAAUUCAGUUACCAUGUUUAUUGUGGCCAGAUUGGCUCCAGCUGAAUGGGAAAAUCCCAAGCCAUGGGAUCCGGAAUCGAAAGAAUUGGAAAAUAUUUGGACUAUAAAAAAUUUUCUUUGGCUGAUUAUUGGGUCGAUUACUGCUCAGGGAUGCGAUAUUUUACCCAAAUCGGUUUCAGCAAGAGUUAUAGCAGGUUCUUGGUGGUUCUUCUCCCUAAUUAUUAUUAGCUCUUACACAGCUAAUUUAGCUGCAUUUUUAACAGCUCAGAAAAGAGAUGUUACCAUUGACAGUGUAGCAGAGUUAGCUGCUCAAUCUCGAGUGAAAUUUGGAUUGUUAGAAAAAGGUUCAACGGAAACAUUUUUUUCAACUUCAAACAACUCUCUCUAUCAAAAAAUGUGGAACACGAUGAAAAACGAGAAACCUUCAGUGUUUGAAAAAGAUAAUACUGCCGGAGUAGAAAGAGUUAUAAGCACAAAAUAUGGACUUUAUGCGUACAUUAUGGAGUCCACCGGACUUGAAUUUGAAAUGGAACGAAAAUGCGAACUAAGAAAAAUUGGUGGGCUAUUGGACUCAAAGUCUUAUGGAAUUGGAAUGCCAAUGGAUGCAGAUUAUCGCAAUGAAAUAAACAGGGCCGUCCUACAGCUGCAAGAAAGUGGAAAAUUAAUGGAGCUUAAAGAUAAAUGGUGGAAAAAGGAACGGGAAGGAGAACCAUGCAAAAGGAACGUUGAAGAUGAUUCGGAAGCUUUGGCUUUAUCAAACGUUGGAGGUAUAUUUAUAGUUCUCUCAGUAGGAAUUGGUGUAGCUUAUCUUAUAGCUAUUGCAGAGUUUUUAUUGAAUGUACGUCAACUAUCAAUUGAAGAACAUAUCCCUUUCAUGGAAACUCUAAAAUGCGAAAUGAAAUUUGCCUGUAAAAUAUUUACCAAGCAAAAACGAGCGAGGCCUAUGCCUUCCGAAUCGACAUCUUCAGCAAGAUCGGAGCCGGACCAUGAUAAAUUGAGCAUUGCUAAGAGUAUUUUCAGUAAAUCUGCUUCCUUGUUGAAUUUUCAAACUGAAGCUGCAAAUGGAAUGAGGAAUAGACAGAAGAGUACGUCAAGAAAUUCUAGACCAUCGAGUAAUCAUUUGAGAGUUAAAUGAUAGAUAAUGUUUAGUAUUUCUUUGUAAAUUUAUUUAUCAUUUUAGUAAAUGUCUUAUCGAUUUA